CUCUUAUGAUGAUUUCAUGAUUUGUUUUGUUAUUUUGACUGUGUUGUGAUGUGUUCCACAUCAUGCUAGUUUUCAAAGCGGUGAAUCCUGUUUUGAAUUUAUAAUUAUUGUGUUUAUAAUCUUCGUAAUUACCUUAAGACUCUUUAAACUGUUGCAAAUGAUAAAUUUAUGGCUUGAAGUAAAAGAAAAAAGAUGACACAAAACUUCCACUCAAAGAAGCUCGGAACUAGAUUGGAAGUGUGUAUCGAUAGCUUAGAAUCUGCGAGAAAUGCCAUAAAAGGAGGUGUAGACGAGUUGGAAGUAUGUAGUUCACUUGUAGAGGGAGGUCUCACACCUUCACCGGGUCUUGUUAAGGAGAUUAUGCGACUAGUAAAAAAUCAAGCUGAAAACCUAAUGAAUCACGAGAUUCCAAAAGUAAAUGUUAUGAUAAGAUGCAGAGGAGGAUCGGAUUUUUGUUACACAACGAAUGAAAUGGAAACGAUGCUUGCUGAUAUUGAAGUUUAUAAAGACUUUGGUGUAGAUAGAUUUGUCUUUGGGGCACUAACAAAAGAACAAGAAAUCGACAAAGUGAAUUGUGCUAAAGUUCUCAAAAAUGCACACCCUGUACCAGUUACAUUUCACAGAGCAUUUGAUCUUUGUAAAGAACCUAAAGUUGCCAUCAGGGAUAUUAUUAAUUUAGGUUUUAAACGAAUUCUGACCAGUGGACAACAACCUUCUGCUGCUGAUGAACCAGCUCUGGAACUACUUGAUUUCCUAUUAAAAAACUAUAAUGAUAAAAUAGAAAUAAUGCCCGGAGCGGGUAUAAACUGUGAUAAUGCUAUGUUAUUUUUUAAGUCUGGUUUUAGUAUUAUCCAUAGUUCAUGUAAAAAAAUAAAGCGAUUGCCUGAUGUUGGUGGGGAUUUGAAUAUGGGUUGUAAUGAAAUGUACGUUACAGAUGAGAAUAUUGUUAAACAAAUUAGAGAAAUUAAAAACAUAAAGUAAUA
Vanessa atalanta (red admiral) is the source of this 983-nucleotide messenger RNA. Its product is annotated as copper homeostasis protein cutC homolog. Bases 193 to 981 code for a protein of 262 amino acids. The record is from RefSeq and is a predicted model, not a curated record. Gene Ontology annotation, molecular function: copper ion binding. NCBI's taxonomy places the organism in Eukaryota, Metazoa, Arthropoda, Insecta, Lepidoptera, Nymphalidae. The transcript is spliced from 4 exons.